This is a messenger RNA of Cygnus olor (mute swan), 1641 nucleotides long. RefSeq names its product Kruppel like factor 9 (gene KLF9). The record is from RefSeq and is a predicted model, not a curated record. NCBI's taxonomy places the organism in Eukaryota, Metazoa, Chordata, Aves, Anseriformes, Anatidae. Gene Ontology annotation, biological process: regulation of transcription by RNA polymerase II. The coding region runs from base 58 to 822 and encodes 254 amino acids. Gene Ontology annotation, molecular function: RNA polymerase II cis-regulatory region sequence-specific DNA binding; DNA-binding transcription factor activity, RNA polymerase II-specific. The transcript has 2 exons.
GCGGCGCCGGGAGCAGCGGCUGAGGGCCCCGGGCCCCCCGCGGGGCGCGGCCGCGGCAUGUCGGCCGUGGCCUACGUGGACUUCGUGGCGGCGCAGUGCCUCGUGUCCAUCUCCAACCGCGCCGCCGCCGCCGGGAGCAGCGCCGGGAGCGGCAGCGGCGCCGGCAGCGGCAGCGGCGCCGGCAGCGGGGCCGCCCCGCGGCUGAAGGCGGCGGGCGAGGGGGAGGCGGGCGCCCGGGACCCGCGGGACGCCUGGCAGGACUACUGCGCCCUGCUGGCCAUCGCCAAGAGCCUGCUGGAGCUGAACAAGUACCGGCCGCUGCCCGCCCCCUCGGUCUGCAGCGACAGCCUCGAGAGCCCCGACGACGACGCGGGCUCCGACAGCGACGCGGCCACCGAGCCGGGCUCCAGCCCGCCCCGCAGCCCCGCGCCCGGGCCGCCCCCGCGGGCAGCCGCCUCCGCCGCCGCCGCCUCCGCCGCCGCCGGCAAGGGGAAGCUGUCGGCCGAGAAGCGGCACAAGUGCCCGUACAGCGGCUGCGGCAAGGUGUACGGCAAGUCCUCCCACCUGAAGGCGCACUACCGGGUGCACACAGGCGAGCGUCCGUUCCCCUGCACGUGGCCCGACUGCCUUAAAAAGUUCUCCCGCUCUGACGAGCUGACCCGGCACUACCGCACCCACACCGGCGAGAAGCAGUUUCGGUGCCCUCUCUGUGAGAAGCGCUUCAUGCGGAGCGACCAUCUGACGAAGCAUGCCCGCCGCCACACCGAGUUUCACCCCAGCAUGAUCAAGCGAUCCAAAAAGUCCAGCUCUGGCUCCUUGUGAAGGCAGGGCCGGCUCGGGGAGUGGAGCAGGGGGUGCAAGGUGCGUCCGGCAACUGGGGAUCAAGCAUUUGUAGCCGGUGUUCAGAACAUAAGCACCUUGUGCUUCCCACUCACACUCUCCCCCUCGCUGGGAGCAGCCGUCUUGAUGAAGGGGAUUCCGGGCAGAAGGACGGGACCGCCGCCUUCUGCCAUUCGGCGCAUUGAGACUGGCGUACGUACGUCUCACGGGAUGGUCCGGCCAGUGACACCACCAUAGCGUGACUCUGAGGUCUUUGUGAUUGCUGUGUCAUGAACAUGUUUUGUUGAACAAUGUAAUGCUGCUUGUGUUUUAGAGUCUGUCGAGUAAAACCACUUUCCGAGUCACAUAAGUAAUUCUCAGAUAUAAAAUCCAUAGCACAUUGUAGAAGUGGGUUUACUUCUAUAUUUCAGAAUGAUCCUUCAUUUAAAAAGACUGUUAAGAGAAACAUUACAUGUUACUAAUAGCAUCUGAUUGAUACACUGAAAUAAGGUGAAUUUAUACUCAAGAAGACCCAUUAAAGCAAAGGGGUCUUUUUAAUUUUUCUUUGUAUUAACUAUACUUUUGAAUAUAAGCUGCACUUUUCCAGUAAAAACAUGUAAAAUUCAAGCAGAUACUUAAAGCAAAAAACACCAACACAACCACUCAGUCAUUUUCUGACCAUAUGUGUAUUUAGCUCUGUUAUUCAGUUACCUGGAAAAAUACAAGUCAGCCUACAAAACGUGGCAGGGGGGACGAGGGCAGAAACAUACGUCUCUCAAUUGAUCUAUAUUUUCAUUUGUCAAUAAAUACAGUACUGUACUA